AUGGCUUCUUUCAAUUACUUCUUCUUGACCUUGUUCCUGGCUUUGUCAUUUGCAAGCAUUGAUGUUGGCCUGGCAGCCCGUCAUCUCCUGCAAUUGCCUCAAUUGCCUCCAUUACCAACUUUACCUUUUAUUCCACUGCCACCGUUGCCAUCAAUUCCAAAUCUGCCACAGCCAACAAUACCAACAUUGCCAACUACUCAACCAUCUUUGCCAAGGCCUGGCGCGCUACCUCCACUUCCUAGCAUGCCUACUUUGCCUACCUUGCCUGCUUUGCCCACUUUGCCGACUGCACCAAGGACCACUCUGCCCCCGCUACCAAGCAUGCCCUCAAUCCCCACAAUCCCAACUGCAAUUCCUUCUAUCCCAUUCCUCUCCCCACCACCUGCUCCUAGUCCAUGA
This is a messenger RNA of Durio zibethinus, 399 nucleotides long. RefSeq lists its product as uncharacterized. The record is from RefSeq and is a predicted model, not a curated record. Lineage: Eukaryota; Viridiplantae; Streptophyta; Magnoliopsida; Malvales; Malvaceae.